Molecule: messenger RNA, 3532 nt
Organism: Arvicanthis niloticus (Nile rat)
Lineage: Eukaryota; Metazoa; Chordata; Mammalia; Rodentia; Muridae
Gene: Slc7a5
Product: solute carrier family 7 member 5
Biological process (GO): neutral amino acid transport; amino acid transmembrane transport
Cellular component (GO): membrane
Molecular function (GO): L-amino acid transmembrane transporter activity; neutral L-amino acid transmembrane transporter activity
Source: RefSeq, a predicted model, not a curated record
AUUUCUCAGUACGCGGAGUGCGGCUCGGCCGCGCGCACGCCGGGUAUCCAGGCCGAGCCGGGAACGUCGAGAGCAUGGCGGUCGCGGGCGCAAAGCGGCGCGCGGUUGCGGCCCCGGCGACGGCGGCGGCGGAGGAGGAGCGGCAGGCGCGGGAGAAGAUGCUGGAGGCGCGGCGCGGGGACGGCGCGGACCCGGAGGGCGAAGGCGUGACCCUGCAGCGCAAUAUCACGCUGCUCAAUGGUGUGGCCAUCAUCGUGGGCACCAUCAUCGGCUCGGGCAUCUUCGUGACGCCCACCGGUGUGCUCAAGGAAGCGGGCUCGCCCGGACUAUCGCUCGUGGUGUGGGCUGUAUGCGGCGUCUUCUCCAUCGUGGGCGCACUCUGCUACGCGGAGCUGGGCACCACCAUCUCCAAGUCAGGCGGCGACUACGCCUACAUGCUGGAGGUCUACGGCUCGCUGCCCGCCUUCCUCAAGCUCUGGAUCGAGCUGCUCAUCAUUCGGCCCUCCUCACAGUACAUCGUGGCGCUGGUCUUCGCCACCUACCUGCUCAAGCCGGUCUUCCCCACUUGUCCGGUGCCCGAGGAGGCUGCCAAGCUCGUGGCCUGCCUCUGCGUGCUGCUACUCACGGCUGUGAACUGCUACAGUGUGAAGGCUGCCACCCGUGUGCAGGAUGCCUUCGCGGCUGCCAAGCUGCUGGCCCUGGCCCUCAUCAUCCUGCUCGGCUUCAUCCAGAUGGGAAAGGAUAUGGGACAAGGUGAUACGUCCAUCCUGCAACAGAAGUUGUCCUUUGAAGGCACUAAUCUGGACGUGGGGAACAUUGUGUUGGCGUUGUACAGUGGCCUCUUCGCCUACGGAGGCUGGAACUAUCUGAAUUUUGUCACGGAGGAGAUGAUCAACCCCUACAGGAACCUACCCCUGGCUAUCAUCAUCUCCUUGCCCAUUGUCACAUUGGUCUAUGUGCUGACAAACCUGGCCUACUUCACUACCCUGUCUACCAGCCAGAUGCUGACAUCUGAAGCUGUGGCUGUGGAUUUUGGGAACUACCACCUGGGAGUCAUGUCCUGGAUCAUUCCUGUCUUUGUGGGCUUGUCUUGCUUCGGCUCUGUCAAUGGGUCUCUGUUCACGUCCUCGAGACUGUUCUUCGUGGGAUCCAGGGAGGGCCACCUGCCUUCUGUUCUCUCCAUGAUCCACCCACAGCUCCUGACACCUGUGCCGUCACUGGUGUUCACGUGUGUUAUGACCCUGAUGUACGCCUUCUCCAGAGACAUCUUCUCCAUCAUCAACUUCUUCAGCUUCUUCAACUGGCUGUGUGUGGCCCUGGCGAUCAUUGGCAUGAUGUGGCUGCGCUUCAAGAAGCCUGAGCUGGAGCGUCCCAUCAAGGUGAAUCUGGCCCUCCCGGUGUUCUUUAUCCUGGCCUGCCUCUUCCUCAUUGCCGUGUCAUUCUGGAAGACACCCAUAGAGUGUGGUAUUGGCUUUGCCAUCAUCCUCAGCGGGCUGCCUGUCUACUUCUUUGGUGUCUGGUGGAAGAACAAGCCUAAGUGGAUUCUGCAGGCCAUCUUCUCUGUGACAGUGCUCUGCCAGAAGCUGAUGCAGGUGGUACCUCAGGAGACUUAGCCACAAGUCCUGGGUGCCGCAGGAAGAGUGCACUGUGACUGCUUCCAGACAACUCACCUUCAGAAGAACAGCAUCCAGGCCUGUCAUCCCCACAGCUCCAGUGAGCACCACCCACUGUCUAACACCAUCCGCUGCCCCUCAGGUCAGGGGACCACAGUGGCUGUGAAAGAAAACUGGUACGAGUUUGUCCCAGAAGGUGACUGUCCAUGCAUACAUGGCACCCGAUGUGAGGCCUGUGUGCUGUGUCCUGAGGCCUGGACUUGCUGACUUUCUGGGGACUGCCACAUCUGGGCUUUCUCCCCUCUGAUUUUUUGUUGUUUUUCUAGUGUGCAUUGGGUCAAGUUUACACUACCGAGAUGAUUAUUUUUUAACAAAACAGGGUAGCAGGGAGCAGGAGAUGGCGUGGCCAAACAGUCCAGCUGAGUGUGGGGACCCGUGGCCACAGCUCCUCUCCAAAGGCUGUCUGUUGUUCAGAGCACAAUGUGCCUCAAGGGGACCACAUCACUGUCACCGGGUGGAAAGAACUACUGAGACUCCGACAUCACCUGUUCCACCGUGGACUUGGACUGACAGAUGGACAAUGCAUAUGCUAGCUUGGGUUUUAGUUUUGGGGUCCUAGAGAUGGAACCCCAACCUUACUCCUGAGGCAGAGCUCUGCGUGGGUCACUUGCUACGUUGUAGAUGUAGAGCUCAGGUCUGGCCACCCUGCAGUCCUGGGUCCCCUCCCCUGGCCCCAUAGGAAAGAUCUCUGCAGCCGUAACCCUAACAGCACUGGGCUGCCAACUGUCAGCUCCAGGGCCGUUCACUCCGCACACAGGCGGACUCUGGCUCUCACAGGCACAGCACUCCCUACCUGGCCCCAGCUCCAUUGUUCCUGAGAGUGCUAGCAACAUUCUGUCAAGUUACCACCAUGCCCUGUCAGCCCCCUCCCCCCCGCCCCCCAUGGCCAUUGUUCAGAAGAACAGGCACCAAGCACCACUCUGCUCUCUGCCACCUGUGUGGUGCGACCACUCCAGCUCCCUCAGUAUGAAAGCUGCUGCCUGCAUGUGUGGGACCAUUCUGCAGGCUUCCCGUUCUGUUCUGGGGGAGACCGUUGAGUCCAGCCAGCACAUCUCUGAAGCAGUUGAUCUGUUGGAGGACUUCAGGCUAUAAGGAGCCCUGCUGGCCCCGGCCAUUGCCUCAGAUCAUGGCCUCUCUGAAGGAGGUGUCAGCUGGAGUGGCUACUAUGCAGUUCUUAGAUGGUGGUGACUUUUACCACUGGCCAUCCUGAUGUCUCCUCUCUGCUUCUGGGGUUCCCUUUCAUUGAGGUAAGGCAGAGGUCAAGGUCAGAGUGCCUCUUGAAGGCUCUCCCAGAAAUCUGAACUGGGGCCUCUUCCUGGAAAUCAGGGCAGGUACCCAGUUCCAUCCUGGGGUCUAUCCUCAGACAAAGCCUGGGUUCAAAGGGCAGGGAUUCUUGGCCAUGUUCAUGGUGCUGACCCAGGCCCUCUGAGAAGGCUCUGCCAUUCCUAUUUGCAAUGUGUGAGGACGCCCAUCUGUAGGUUUUGUUUUUAAAUCACGCCCCAACCACAGCCAUUUCGCCCAGUGCUUUGCAUUUUUGGUUUUGUCCUAAUGUCACUGCCCUGAAGGACAACCUGCCUGGCCCCUGUCAGUGGUUAGUGUCUGAGUGAUGUGUCAGGCUGUGUUCCCACCACACUGGGUCCGUCUGCUGUGUCACCUGCAUUAGUGCUGUGUUGUAAUGUCUUUUACUAUUAAUGGCUAGCCUGUUACAUUAGACUUGGGGGGCGGGGUACAGGGGUCUGCUGUUUUGUGAGGCUUUUUGUUUUUAGGGGGUUGAAUUGUUUUUUUUAAAGCUAUUGGAAUUCUAAGCUGCUAACUGUGCUCUGUGUUCAAUGCCAAAUCCCCUGUGUAAGAACUGCCUU